This is a messenger RNA of Spinacia oleracea (spinach), 711 nucleotides long. RefSeq names its product NAC domain-containing protein 86-like. Gene Ontology annotation, biological process: regulation of DNA-templated transcription. The transcript has 2 exons. Gene Ontology annotation, molecular function: DNA binding. Lineage: Eukaryota; Viridiplantae; Streptophyta; Magnoliopsida; Caryophyllales; Amaranthaceae. The coding region runs from base 1 to 711 and encodes 236 amino acids. The record is from RefSeq and is a predicted model, not a curated record.
AUGGUGUUGGAAGAGGGAUCCCCCAAUUCCAUUUUUUCAGUUAGAAGUAAUCACCGAAAUGGUGGAUCACAAAUUUUGUGCCACCAUGGUUACUUAGCAAGGCUACAGAGGUGCAAGCACACGAAGAACAUUGGAAGAGGCUUUUACUCAUGCCCGGUGUGGAAGCAAGACUAUUUCUUUAGGUACCCUGGUUUUCGAUUCAAACCAACGGAUAAGGAGUUAUUUGGAUAUUAUUUGAAGAGAAAGGUUACAGGUCAGUCUGCUCGUGGACACACAAUUCCUCAGUUAGACGUGUACAAAUACGUUCCAGGGGAUCUUCCUAGAUUAUCGGGUUCAGAAAGUAAAGAUUCAAUUUGGUAUUUCCUAACACCAAACAAUACGAAGUACCCUACAGCCGAAAGAUCAAUGAGACCGGCUAAGGGAGGGGGUUGGAAGAUCAAGGGGAAAGACACUAUUGUGUAUUCUGGAUCACGUAGAGUAGGGUAUGUGAAAAAAUCAAUUUACUUCACUAACAAGGUUACUAAGAGUGAUUGGGUAAUGCUUGAGUACAAAUUGAUGAUAAGCUCACCGAGGAUGGUGUACCUCAACAAUCUCACGUGCUUAACAAAGUCUUUCAAGUUGGUGACAACGGGAAGGACAUUAAAGGUGGGUACGGGGGACCCUUCAAGGAGGAAGACUGGGAAAGCGAAGAAGAAGAUUAAAUUCCCUUAA